UAAAUAUGGAUGAACAGCCCGGCGGAGGAGUAGGAAUGGCCGCCCAGCGACAGCAGCCCGCACCGCAGCAGGGUAACAACAGCAUUAAUCCCCAAAUCGCCAGCGCUGGUGGAGCCCCGAUGGUCCAGCAACAGCAGGACGAGAUGCCCAGGCCCCAACAAUACACCAUCCCGGGGAUUUUACACUACAUUCAGCACGAGUGGGCCCGUUUUGAGAUGGAGAGGGCGCAUUGGGAAGUGGAGAGGGCCGAGCUCCAGGCUCGGAUAGCGUUCCUCCAAGGAGAGAGAAAGGGUCAAGAAAAUUUAAAGAACGACCUUGUUAGAAGAAUAAAAAUGUUAGAAUAUGCACUGAAGCAAGAAAGAGCAAAAUACCAUAAAUUAAAAUAUGGGACAGAACUAAAUCAAGGUGAAGUGAAAAUGCCCAGCUUUGAGUCAGAAGAUACCAAAGAUACAGAGGUCUCCGCUAUACCUCAGAACAGUCAGUUAACAUGGAAACAGGGCAGGCAACUCCUCAGACAAUAUCUUCAGGAAGUAGGUUAUACGGACACAAUAUUGGACGUUCGGUCACAAAGAGUGCGGUCGUUACUGGGUCUGUCCGGCUCUGAGCAGAAUGGUUCAGUGGAAACUAAGAAUCUAGAGCAAAUUCUUAAUGGAGGAGAGUCUCCAGCCAAAAGAAAGGGACAAGACAUGAAAAGGAAUCCAGAGGUUCUGGAGACAUUUAAUUUUUUAGAAAAUGCUGAAGAUAGUGAUGAAGAGGAGGAUGAAGAGGGAGACAUAAUGGAGGACGUGCCAGACAGGAGUGAUAAACGCAGAAUAAAAAAACAUAAAUUUAGGGUUGGAAAUGAAGGUUUGGCCUCUGACUUGCCAGAUGACCCAGACACAGAGGAGGCACUGAAGGAGUUUGACUUCUUGGUGAAUGCAGAGGAUGGAGAAGGUGCUGGUGAGGCUCGGAGUUCAGGAGAUGGCACAGAGUGGGCUGAACCCCUGCCAUUCACGCCUGGGGGGGGCAAGUCCUUUAUCAUGGGCUCUGAUGACAUGUUGGAAAGUGUGCUGGGCCUUGGAGACCUCGCCGAUCUGACUGUGUCCAAUGAUGAGGCUGAAUACAGCUAUGAUCUGCCAGCCAAUAAGGAUGCGUUCAGGAAGACAUGGAAUCCCAAAUAUACCCUGCGAAGCCACUUUGAUGGAGUGCGGGCCCUGGCCUUCCAUCCUGUGGAACCGGUGUUGGUCACAGUCUCGGAAGACCACACCCUCAAACUGUGGAACCUCCAAAAAACAGUUCCUGCCAAAAAAAGUGCCUCUUUUGAUGUGGAGCCUAUAUACACGUUUAGAGGGCAUAAUGGACCUGUGCUCUCGUUGGCUGUGACCUCGAGUGGCGAGCAGUGUUUUAGUGGAGGAAUCGACUCAACAAUACAAUGGUUGAACAUCCCCAGCUCUAAUGUAGACCCUUAUGACACAUACGAUCCGAGUGUGUUAGCCGGCUCAUUGUUGGGGCACAGUGAUGCAGUGUGGGGAUUGGCUUACAGUGGAAUCAAAAACCGGCUUCUCUCCUGCUCAGCUGAUGGAACGAUCAAGUUGUGGAACCCUCAGGAGAAGUCGCCAUGUCUUACCACAUUUAACUUGGAUAGAGAUCAUGGUAUACCCACAUCCAUUGACUUCAAUGGGUGUGAUCCAGCUCAUAUGGUGGCAUCCUUCAACACGGGAGAUGCCAUCAUUUACGAUCUGGAGACCUCACAGCCUGUCAUGGUAUUCUCAGCACAAGGAGAAAGCGCUGUUCCGUUUGGAAAUCACAUUAAUAAAGUAGUCUCCCACCCCACCCUGCCAAUCACAGUCACAGCCCAUGAGGAUAGACAAAUCAAAUUCUUCGAUAAUAAAUCAGGUAAAACCAUCCAUGCAAUGGUGGCUCACUUGGAUGCUGUCACUAGUCUGGCUAUAGAUCCAAAUGGUAUCUACUUGAUGUCAGGAAGUCACGAUAGUUCCAUCCGUCUGUGGAACCUUGACAGUAAGACAUGUGUACAGGAGGUCACCGCCCACAGGAAAAAGUCGGAUGAGGCCAUAUACGAUGUUGCCUUCCACCCAUCUAAGGCAUAUAUAGGAAGUGCCGGAGCUGAUGCCCUGGCUAAAGUAUUUGUAUAAAAGCCCUUC
This is a messenger RNA of Xyrauchen texanus (razorback sucker), 2141 nucleotides long. RefSeq names its product striatin-3-like. The transcript has 16 exons. Gene Ontology annotation, molecular function: armadillo repeat domain binding; calmodulin binding; protein-containing complex binding. Lineage: Eukaryota; Metazoa; Chordata; Actinopteri; Cypriniformes; Catostomidae. The coding region runs from base 6 to 2132 and encodes 708 amino acids. The record is from RefSeq and is a predicted model, not a curated record. Gene Ontology annotation, cellular component: dendrite.